UAAUGAUUAAUUUAAAGUAUUUUAUAUUUACAUAAAUAAAUUAUGAGUUAAAAAAAUAAACAAAAAAUAAAAUAAUAUGAUCAGUUUUAGUUUUGCAGUUUGCAAUUUACAAAUUUAAUCAGCUUAAUAAUUUAAAUAUUUGUAAUAUUUAUUUGAUUAUAAACGCAUAUAUUUUAAGUUCUAUUUAAGAAAAAUGGGUUUUUCGCCUACUUUUAAGUGUAAACAUAUAUGUAUUUUUAUCUUUUUUCUAAAUAAAUAAAAAUAAAUAAUAUAGGUAAUAAAUUGGAACAAUUAAAACCUCAAAUUUUAAUUUUAAUCGCUCUAUAAUUCUAACUUAAAAUUGAAUUUUUUAAAAUUGGCGCCACUCGAUCGGCGAUGCGGUGCUAGCGCCUUUAAACGCAUAAAAUUGGCAUUGCACGUUGCGCGGCGCUAGUUAAGUUCGAUGAAAGCGGCACUUCGUCGAGCAUGCGCGGAUUCGUCGAUACUAACGAGUGAGGAGGGGGGGGGGGGAACAGGUGUCACACGCGUAAUCUCGCUUGAACGCCGUGGGUGGCAAGGCGCCAGGGGGCGCCACACGCCACCCCCACGUAGCCCCCCACGGGUGGCUCUCUUGUCGCUCCCAUUCCCAGGCGGAAUCAUCAUCGCCCCGUCGCUGUUUUCUGUUGUGUUUUGGGGGGCCGGGACCGUGGUGCCGUCAAAGGGGAGGAACAGGAAGGAAGGAGACAUGCCGUCGCGAUAAUUGCCGUGCUGUGGGGCUAGCCGUGUGCGUGCGCGAGUGCUGCGACGUGUGCUCGGAUCGUCGUCGUCAUCGUCGUCGUCGCCGUCGCUGCCGCCGCCGCCGCCGCCGCCGCCACCGCGCCGCACCGCGUCGUGUCGUGUCGUCCCCAAGCACACGCGUCCGUCCAUCCGUCGUGCGUCGACCGCGCCGCGUGCAGGCAGGUGUAAUUUAAUAAGCGCAGGCAGAGGCAGGCUGGGGAGGCUGGUGGCUGGCUGGCUGGCGAUUUAACAGGAUAUCGAUUUGUCUGGUGGCGGCGAGCCAGUGCCGCCGCCGCCGCUGCCACCGCCGCCGCCGCCGCCACCGUCGCUGUUGUCUCGCGGCACACACCGCAUACACCACACACGGAGGACACACGGCAGCACCGCGCGCGUACGGCUGUCAGGCGUUACAGGGACAGCCAUGGACGUCGAUAUUUUUGGGGCACAGCGGUGGUGUGCAGCUGUGCCGUGUGCGUGCGCGACCGCGUGCCGCGGACCGAUGGGCGACGAGAUGUGACGCGAGACGGCCGCCCCGGCGACGAUUGUUCCGUUUCAAAAACACGAAGAGAGAAGAGCGUGGCCAGAACGGGCAGAGAGAGAGAAAGAGAGAGCGCGAGCGAAAGGGAAAGAGAGAGAAAGAACGCGUACACACCGCAUACGUACACACGAUACACAUACACACACAUACACGGGCGAACACACGAUUGCGAUCGGUCUUGAAGAAGCGAAUGCCUGCGUACGAGAAGGUCCGCUCAUCGCUACGUCGUCGGCUACGUCAUAGAUCGUGUGGAACGUUCUUCCGCUCUAGGUCGUCGUAGGUUUCGCUUGUAUCGUGUUUGCGAAAAUCAGUACCGCCGGUCGUAGGUAAACGAUGGAGCUCAACGGUGCGGGAACGCCUGUCGGCGGGGCCGUGGCCUGUCCCGUGUGUACUCUGUACCUGCGUGAGGGCAUCAGUCUGCAGAAGCAUCUGGACACUCAUCCCAAGGAACAGGUUAUAGAUGCUCUCAUCAAAGCCAGCACCUCCUCGUUGCAAACGCAACAGCAGCAGCAGCAGGCUCUACCAGCGUCGGUGGGAACGUCGCUACCAUUAUCGUUGCAGUCGCAGGCCACGCUUCAGACCACCCCUACCUCGAUCCAGGCUGCGCCCCAGGCUACAUCCUCCCAGGUCUCGCAGAACACGCACAUCUCUGCACCCUCCCCAUAUCCCGUAGGACCCAUCUUCGAGUGCCCACCCAUAAGCACCAUGAUGCAUCCACCACCACAGUUCACCUCGUUCAGUUAUCAGCAAUUUGUCAACAAUGGGACCAUGAUGAUACCGCAGUACGCCGCGAUGGCGCCGCAGGCCAAUCAGAUGAUGCAGAUGCUGUACAAUCCAUACGGUAUGUACCAACAGCAAAUACCCACCGUCCAAAUGAUCUCACCGGUUGCAGCUAUUCCUGGGGCGACGGCGACGACGAGGGUCACUCGACCACCAGUGGUCACCAUGGGAGCCACCGGAGGAUGUGAGAGUAGCAACGUUAGGACCCUGACAGUCCCUGUAAAUAGUCCAGAGCCGAAACAGAUCCUACCGGAGAUCCUGCCGGAUCCCGCGGAGCCCGAGGCCAGCCAGGUUAUCACGCCAGAUUCCGUGAGCCUUUCGGCGUCGCCAUCCGUGCUGUCGCCGAGCGAGACCGCCGCGUCCAUUGUCAGAGCGAGAGAAGAAGGAGGUGAUAAUGGUGCGUUGCUGUCUAUCGAUCACCGAGGAGCAGCACAACAGCAGCAGAGCACGCGAAGCUGCUCCUCCACGCCUCCUGGUGACGGCGGCGGUGGCGGAGGCACGAUGCAACAGCACCACGACGCGCACUACAAUGCCAUUCCCAGAUCCAUUACGAUCGCCUGCGCCAUAGACAGCGUUGACAACAAGGUGGAGAGCGUGUUGCCGGAUGUAAUGGAGGAAGAGGAAGAACCGUCGAGCGACAUAGUCUCGGCCGUAGACCACCUGCACUGCAAAACCGUCACGUACGAACAAUCGGAGCAACAGUUUACACAGCAGGAGGAAACAUAUAUGAGCAUAUCCGGGAAGAUACACAACUGCGGGACGGCCGAUGCAGUCGAUUCCACGGGCUGCGUCGAAUCGAUGGAAAUGAUGACCGACGAAAGACCCGCGAGUCGCAGCAGCAGCAGCAACAACGUCAGCUUGCCACGGGAUUUGAUUGCGAUGGACGCGACGUUGAAGGACUCGGUUCAACCCUCUGAGCUGAAUUCUGUGGAGAAACUGGAGAAUUUGAUCACGAUAAUGGAGACGGAACUCAAUAAUGCCUCGCUUUCGCAGAAGGAGAGCGACGAUCGGGAAAGAUUGAGAGAGGAGGAAGAGGAGGAAGAGGAAAAGGAGAAAAGCGGUGGUGGCAUCAUGACGCUGGACAGAGAAGAGAGUGUGAUUCACGACACGGUGGUCACGAUUCCGGGCUCCCACGAAAAGGACCACAUACUGCCCGACAUACAGGAGCAGGAGAACGAUUACGUGCCGGCCGACGAGGAACUGGGCGGAAUGCUGGGGAAAUCGUGCGGCGACGGCUCGUCGUCAUCGUCGUCGUCAUACAAAGACAUGGACUGCUCGAAGAUCAACGAGGCGCUGGAGAGAUUGGAGAGAACCUUUCACACGGAUAAUUACAAGUAUAGUCUUUCAGCACCUGCGUCCCCGGUGGCGAGGAGAAGAAGCCGCGCAGCGGCGAGGGUCGCGCAGCAGCGUCGUUACAGCACGUGCUCGCGGUCGGAGCACGGGUCAUGCGAGGAUCUCCGCGGCGCCGGUGAUUUCGCCACGGCUUCGUCGGCCAUGCAUGACGACGACGAGGACGACGACGAGGACGACGAUGACGAGGAGGACGAGGACGUGGACGAGGACGAGAAGAUCGACGAGGAGGACAACUUCGACGAGGCGGACAUGGAGAUCGACGAGAUUCCCAGUCCGCACACGCCCUUUGCGGACUGUGGCGGCGGCGGCGGCGUCCGAUCGCACACGCCAUUGUCCACGAUCAGCGGGAUUUCCGUGCUCAGAGUCAGGAAGGAUCUCAGCAAACCCUGCUCGCCAACUACGUCCAUGCACUCGUUUCAUCACGUGGACAGCGACAGUGUGGCAACCCACGACGACGACGAGGAUAGUAAGGACGGCAUUGCGGAGAAGGAUCCGAUCGAUUGUUCUCAGGUAGAGGAGGAGGAUGAGGAAGAAGAAGAGGAGGAGGAGGAAGAGGAGGAGAAAAUCAAGACUGAUCAUCAGCGUCAUCAUCAGGAGAACGUAGGUGGAGCACAGAUGGCGGUGUGCGAGAGCGCGGUCGCCAAGAUUCAGGAGCAAUCUAGCAGCAGCAGCAACUACGCGGCGUACCAUCAGUCAGUGAUAACCGAACACAUCAGUUCGUUCCCCGUAAUACACUCGCAACCGUCGUCCGUCUUGAUGCACGAGUCGUACUCCAUCACGACGAGCACCAAGACGACACACCAGAACCUUCUGAAUCUAUCCGAGUCGAUAAAUCCCACGACCAGCAGCACGACCGAAUCCAGGAACUUUCACUCCACGUCGGCCAAGUCGCUGAUGCCGAAGCAAUCGAUGGAACUGCUCAACAUAAACGAGGACGCUCAUGCCGGGCCGAUGAACGUCUUUGAGUUCGACGGACUGCAAAUAUUAGUUCCUAGUACGUUUAUAAGUGACUCGUCCCAGAAGGCGGUGAGCGCGACCAGCCAGCAAUCUAUGGCGAGUAGCGAGGGUGCAAUAGGUAUCGACGAGGAAGUGAAGAGUAUUAAUAUGCGUGCCGACGAGACUAUGCCGCCCAGGGGCGAAUUGUCGGAGCAGGAGAGCAAUGGUUGCACGGAACAGUCCGCGUGGCAGUUGUACAUGGGUCAAGAAUCUUCGCGCAUGUCCACUUCUUACGAUCUGUUGGCACGAGAAAGCUGGGAGGAAUCGGAAGGAUCCGACAACGAGAUCAGCGGGCCGUUGUUAGAUAGCAGAUCAUUGGCCACGCAUUUUACUUCGAGCUUGUUUUUGGAUCGGGACCGAAAAACACCGACCAAACGAACAUUCAAAUGUUCCCACUGUAGCGAAGUGUUUGAUUGUCCAAAGGAGCGUAGAGUUCACAGCACAACGGUGCACAAGGACGCGAUGCCCAGUAGCAGUAGAGACCAGUUAGAUCAGCCAGAGGUGAAGGACAUCAAGUUGCUGGAUAGUCGUAUGAAUAUGUUCGAUGACAUAUUUAUGCCGAGUAUACACAUGCAACAGCACAUGUACCAUCAUCAGCAGCCGCUUCUGCAUCAGCUGCAGCCACCGUCGCAGCCUGGCUCGGAUGGCUUGACGAAGGCUGAGACCGACCAGAAAAUUGGCGAGAAUUUGGUGAUACCGUCGAACAUCGAGGUGGUCUGCACGAUAUGCAGUCAGCGAUUCAACAGCGAGAAAUCUUUACAAGCGCAUCACCGGCGCAUGCAUCUCGCCGAAGUGAACAAGCGCUUACGCGAAACCGCUAAGUGCCAGAUAUGCAACGAAGAGUUCCCGUCAGUGUUCCUGUUUAAUGCACACCUAAAGAUACAUCCGUUAGAGUGCGGACAGUGCGGCAAGUAUUUCUAUCGCAAGCAAAACUUUAAACUUCACAUGAAGCGUCACCUGGGCAUCAAACCGUUCCCGUGUACUGUGUGCGACAAGGCGUUCCUCACUAAGCAGAAACUGGAGGAGCACACGAACGGCCACACUGGCAACGCACCCGUUCGGUGCAGCCUGUGCAAUGAGACCUUCCGCCGAUACUCGAAUCUAACCCAGCACAAGAACAGGCAUCAUUUGAACAUUAAGAAAAAACUCAAAGAUUACAUAUGCCACUGCGGCGAGGUAUUCCACACGAAAAAGAAGCUUGCCUGGCACAAAGAGACGCAUGACGAGAAACCCAAGGCUUGCACUUAUUGUAACGAACGAUUUAUUCAUAUGGCCAGCCUAACACGUCACAUGCGUCGCGCUCACAACCGUCGAUUUGUUCCUGAUGCUCAGCGCGAAAGUGAGAACGUCGAGUGCCCGAUCUGCAAGUGUAUCUAUCUGCGAUCGUCGCUUGCGGUGCACAUGCGUGUGCAUAACGGCGAGCGACCAUACGAGUGCCAGGUCUGCUCCAAGGCGUUUAGCACCAAAUGGAACCUGCAACUGCACAAGUGGACGCACGCGGCGCGCAGCACCAAGCCGUUCAAAUGUAAUCAGUGCAGCGCGGCGUUCUAUCGUCACAGCGACUACACGGCGCACAUGAAUUCCCACCGAAAUGUGCGGCCGUACACGUGCAAUUACUGCGGUGCGCAGUUCAUCCGCAAGUACAACUGCCUGCGGCACGUGAAAGAGCACGAAGAGAACAAAGCCUACACGUGCGACGUUUGCAACAAGACCUUCCACCGCUCGUACUAUCUCAAGGAGCAUCUGCGAGUGCACUCGGGUGCGCGACCGUACACGUGUCACAUAUGCGGAAAGUCCAGCGGCACCAAGUCCAAUCACAACAAGCACGUGCGAAUUCAUCAUGCGCGCGAGCCUGUAAAUACCGAGAAUUGAAUGUUCGCUCAAUCUGCUACGUUCACUUUGGCGCUCUCAUUGCGCCCGCAGUCGGGACUCGGCGCAAUCGCCCGCGCUGUACUUAUAAUGAGAUUUACAGCGUACACAGUUCUCAGGAAACUGGAACUAUAUGCUUUUACACUUUGAUUGGGUAUUGGGAUAUAAUAUCGUAACAAGUUUCGAGUUUGACGCCCACGCAGUGGACGUUGUUUCGCGUUAGAAACUGAACUCGUCAAAGUUUUUAACAAAAGGGUUAAUCCUAGUUUUGAACCGGUUUUCGAACUCGGUCCAGUCUGAAUUCUAUGAGGGACAGUCGUGCUAACUGGUUAGCGAUUCACUGUCCCUAAUCUAAAUUAUAGCUACAAUUACCGUCGGUACUACGAAAUUUAGUUAAGAUUAUUUAGCGCCGAUCGACGUACAGAUAACGGCAAGUCAAUGUUUCAUUGUACUCGAUCGGAGAAACGCGUUCACACACGCGCGAUAGAAGAAAAUAUAUUUAACGAAUAUGUACGGCUGUACGCGUAUACGCGCCGAUGACAAUGAAGACAGUUGAGUCACCGUAACGGUAUUCGAGUGCUGAGUCUAAAGCACUGGGUCUACUGUUAAGGGUUUUUAUUCAAUUUCGUAUAUACGAAGAAUACAUACUACGUUAUAUACAUGCCGUACAUUUUUAAUAUUAUUAAUACUAUAAAGGUACAUGAAUUUUUUAUAUAUCCGAAAGUGUCUUAUGGUAACACUUAAGCAUUUUGCCAUACGUAAAAUAAUUCGGAGACAUUAUUAACUUUGUCGUCCGUGUGGUUUAAUUCUAGACAAGUAAUUUUAUUUUAUUUAAAGUCUCCUUUAAUUUUUUUUAUGAAAUUGCUAUUGAGUAACUGUUAUAUUAUUUUUUCGUUAAUGACUACGAGGGUAUUUUUUAUUUCUAAGAAAUUCAUUAAUAUACCAUUUUUUGUAUGCAUAAGAUAUUUAAAUUAUGUUAAAAUGUGAUUUAGUUUAAUUCAACGUGAAACUUAAAAAGACAAAUCCUUAGAUAUCCAAGCAUAUUUAAGAUAGUAAAUUCAUGCAAGUUCUAAAGACUUCUUUGUUCCAUAGUAAUUUCAAAACUUAUAAAAAAAGCAUGCUAUAUAUGUUAUGUACAUAUAUAUUAUAAUUCAAUUACCAACAAUUUAUUACAACAUUAUAGUUAUUUUUUAUUGCGUUGAAAUAAAAAUUUUAUAAAAUUUAUAUAUUAAAGUUUUUUAAAAUUUUAUUAUAAAAAUGCAUGAAUUUACGUAAUUAUUAAAAUUUAUUUUUGUCCUGUUCUCUCUUUCUUUUCUUGCAAAAUUUGUAAGUCCGCGAAGAUAUCUAAAGAUCAAAAUUGUUAUCUAUGAUAUAUACCUAUUAUCAAGCUUUAUUAACUUCAUUAUAUGGGAUUGGGAUUUUAUAACGUCAUACGUGCGUAUGUUUUAAACGUUUGCGUAUUUGGUAGGUCCAGUGACUUCAGACUACAAUUACCUAAGCUAAUAAUAUAAAUUUUUAAUGAAGAUUAACUAUCAUAUAAUACAUGUCACAAAGUUUCUCGAAUAGUUCUUGCGGAGAAAAAAUUUGCUACGCAAUGAAAGAACACGUUUGCCAACUAAUAGUAAUUAAUUAUUAUAUACAGAUAAUUAAUCCAAUUAAUAUUUACAAAGGUACACAGCACUUUACGUGUCGAUGAUUGUAAAGAAUUUUCUUUUUUACAAAUAUCUAUUUUACACAAGAAGCAUAUACAUAUUACAAGUUUCUGUGCAUUGUUUACCCAAUGUAAGCCCAAUAUACGCAUGGGAUGACUCGUAUUGAGUUGCGAUCAAUUUUCUAUGCAAGGGCCUAUAUAAAUAAUAUUAUAACUAUCGAUUAUUACAUAAUAGUUAUGAAAAUCUUAGUUGUUAUUCUUCUAUAUUUAUAUAUUUUGCAAUGUGUAUAAGACCGAUAUAUAUAUUAUUGGUUACUAUAAUUUCAAGACUGAUCGGUGUUGGUUCUUUACAUAUUGCUCUCUAAUAUGAAUCAAAACAGUUGUACUCCUCAAUUUUAGUUUAAUUUCAUUGCAAAUAGUUUGCAUAAUUUAAUCUUACCUGUGACUAAUACAAUAUUAUUACAGAGUAAAUCCAAAAUGUAAAUCCAUAAAAAAAGAACAUUUUAAAAUCAAUGAAAAAGUAAUUUCAUACGGAAUUAAAUUAUAUAAUUAUGCAUUAUAUGAUUAAUCUUAUUUAUACAUGUUUAAAAAAUCUGGUUACAUAUAAAAUAACAGAUUUUAAAUGUUUUAGUUUAAAAAUUUACAGUAUGUCUAAAAUCACAUUAACUUUUUAUUAUAAUGUAUGUAGAACAUUAUAUUGUAUUAUUUCUGAUAUAGGUUUUAGAGAAUUUGUUACAUUGGCGCUGCGACGGCAUAAAAAAUAUAAAAAUCAGUUGUUUUACUCUCUUCUGAUACUCAUUGUACUUUUUAAAUAUGAGUACUAUCAAACCAUAUGUCAUUUGCAAAAUCAGACCAGUGUCUUGUAGCGUCGAUAUAUGGUUGAGUAGAUAAGCGCACUUGUGAAAUCAAAAGGUGCAGAUUUACGUUUAAAAUUUCACGACUGUUUGUUAUUUUGAUGUAGGGGAGCAAUAUUGAAGAGGAUAUAAAGCUGGCUGAAAUAUGUUAGCGACGUAUUAUCGAUUGUUUGAUUGACUUUUGUACAAAUCAAAUCAUCAUUUAUUUAAAAAACGAGUUUUAACUAUUAAUUUAAAAAAAAGCGACCAGAAAUGACUAACAAAUGUAAGAAAAACAUGAUUAUGUAAAAAUUUAUGGAUAUUUCGAUAACAAUUUAAAUUUAAAGACAUUAGUACAGCGAAUUGUGCAAAAGAAUACAUUGCAUGUGUAUAUUAUAUAUAUAUAUAUAUCACAAUGGAGUCUGUUUAAAAAAUAUUAACUCUUUGUACUUGAAGUAUUUCUUUUUCAAUAGUAUCAGGGAUAUAUAUGAUGGAAGUAAUUUUAUCUUGUGUUAUUUCUGAAAUUCACUGCUCAGCUAAGAUUACAAGUUGUUGACAAUUAAUGUAAGAUGAAUAACUGGCAGAAAUAUCACUUUGAAAAAUUAAAUUUUGACAGAAAAUAUCCAUCUAGUUCUAGAAAUCUUACGGCGUUAUGUAUUGAUAAGAACAAUCGUACGCUGAAAACAAUCGCAAAUGUGAACGUGAUAAAGUAAGAAAAGGAUGCCUGUGUACGUGUGUGUAUAUAUAAAAAAAUAUAUAUAUACAUUAUAUUGUGAAUACGUGAAUUAUUAAAAUAGAUAUAUAAUGUUAUACAAUGUACUCUUGGGCCAGCGUGGAAGUGAAAGUGAAAGUAAGUGUGGUUGAUGAACAAAAAUCAGUUUUCAUAGUAAGGUCCCACUCGUAAAUGGAGUUCAUCACACAAUUCAGAUAAAAUUUAUUAUUGUGCAUAUAACUUUGUAUAUGGAAGAAUUUGUAAAUGUGAUGUUUUACAACUCUAAUCUAUAUUUAAUGUAGGGGUAAACCAGAAAGUCAGAAUAUCUGUGAGAAGUAAAUUAAAUUCUUUGCAAUAAUAUGUAAUACUAUUGAUGUCGUAACUGGACGUGAAUAUUUCAGGAAUAGAUUUUUUUCGAACACAAAGUCAAAUUUUCUUGGAAACAAAUAUUUAAACGAUAUUCAUAAUUGAUUUUAUCAAUUAAUAGUUACGAUAUGUGAAGAAGUAAAAAAUAAGAAAAUUUGUUGAUUUUAUGUUUCUCUUGUGAAUAAAAAUAACGUUUAUUAAAUUUGAAAUACAAUUAGCAGUACUAAUUAGUUUAAUAGUAUUUUUUAUCUGAAGUGAUCAUCUCAAUGUUGUAACUGAAAAAAAUAGCAACAAACUUAAGGUUUUAUUAUUUUAUUAUUAAUAAGUCAUUAUUAAAAUUUUAUCAUUAUCUAUUAACAAAGGAAAAUCGACGUUGAAUUUAUUAACGAGAAAUCUCUCCCUGAAAUACUUUAUUAUUCGCGCGUUUUGUAAACAUUCAAUAUAUUCUGAUAUAUUUUUUGUAAUACCACAACCUUUUGCAUAUAGUAUUCCUAUUGCAAGCAAUAUUCAAGCACAAAGGGUUAAAAUAUUUUUCGUAUAUGGAAAUAGAAAUGCGUCAAUAAUUUUCAAUAAUUGACUCCAUCGUUUAUAUCAAAUUAAUCAAAUUUAUCUUUUAUAUUAAUAAAUCGCACGUUUAGUCUUCUGUUAUUUUCACUGAGUUUAUUCGUAAAAAAAAAGAUUUGAUAUGCGAUGGGUAUUCAGGUAGCUAGAGAAGCCCACCUACAACCAACAUCGACGUCCAAAUGUGCAAUUGUUUAGUUAAACUAUUCAUACACUUAUUCAUAACGAACAUUGUUGUAAAUAAUGUAAAUAUGUACAUUAUUCUAUUUUAUAAUAGGGCCAAUGAAUUGAUUUGGCAAUUGAGUAUCAUACGAAACUCAAUCUACGCUAUAAGCAGAUUAAAAAAUAGGGUAACAUUAUCAUUAAAAAAAGGAAAAAAACAAUAAAUCAACAUAUGUAUACCUUAAUAAAAUUUAUGUAUUGAGGUACGUUUUU
Molecule: messenger RNA, 10850 nt
Organism: Monomorium pharaonis (pharaoh ant)
Lineage: Eukaryota; Metazoa; Arthropoda; Insecta; Hymenoptera; Formicidae
Exons: 2
Coding region: 1628-6295 (1555 amino acids)
Source: RefSeq, a predicted model, not a curated record